AUGUUCAAGCGCUCGUUUCGCAACAACGACGCCAUGCGCAUGGACAGGUCUGCGCGGGUCAAAAAGUCGGGCUCCGUCCGGGACCCAACGAAGCUUUCGAAACUGCAAAGGUCGCUCACCGAAAACGACGCUCUACUGUAUCCGCAACCGCAACAACAGCAGCAGCAGCCGCCCGCGCCGUCACCCAUCGUCACGCUGACGGUGGGCCGCGAGGGCCGGCUCUUUGCGGCGCACGAGGAUGUGCUGCGCCAGUCGCCGUUUUUUGACGCCGCCUGCCGCUCCGCCUUUCCCGAUGCGCAGAGCCGGAGGAUUUCCCUCCCCGAAGAAGAGCCCGAGGUGUUUUCCGCCGUGCUCGAGUACCUCUACAAGGGCGACUACUACCCGCGGCUGGUGCACAACCGCCACCGCAACUCGUGGGAGCUCGAGGACCGAGCCCCGAGCACCGGGCUGCGAACACCUGCGGCAUCCCCCAACCUCGAUGGUAGGUGCGCCGCCGCGGCGACCGACGCCGCCGUCUACCUCGACAGCGUGGGGGCCGAUGUGCUGCGCGACACUGUAGUCUACUGUGCCGCUGAGCGCUACGGCCUCGAGGAGCUGAAGCGUCUGGCCCUCCGCAAGCAGGGGCUGCAGGCCGGCAUCGACGUUGCCACCAUCCUGCGCUCCGCCCAGUACGCCUACGCCCACACGCCCGACUCGGACAGCCGCCUUCGCGCGCACUACCUCGCCCUCAUCAUCCGCUGCCGCAAGACGUUUAAGCGCAGCGGCACCAUGCAGGCUGAGAUGGAGGCGGGUGGCACCAAGCUGUUUUUCGACCUACUGUGCAUAUUGAAUGUCCUUGAAGCCGUCGCAUACCAAAAAGAAUCAACCGAAAAAAAAUAA
Akanthomyces muscarius is the source of this 879-nucleotide messenger RNA. RefSeq lists its product as uncharacterized. The record is from RefSeq and is a predicted model, not a curated record. NCBI's taxonomy places the organism in Eukaryota, Fungi, Ascomycota, Sordariomycetes, Hypocreales, Cordycipitaceae. The transcript is spliced from 3 exons. Bases 1 to 879 code for a protein of 292 amino acids. Gene Ontology annotation, molecular function: protein binding.